ACACACACACCAACUAGAGAGAAAUGGGAAGGCCUCCUUGUUGUGACAAAAUAGGUAUAAAGAAAGGUCCUUGGACUCCUGAAGAAGAUAUUGUUUUGGUCUCUUAUAUUCAAGAACAUGGUCCUGGAAAUUGGAGAUCAGUCCCUACUAAUACUGGGUUGAUGAGGUGCAGCAAAAGUUGCAGGCUAAGGUGGACAAAUUACUUGAGGCCAGGAAUCAAAAGGGGUAAUUUUACUCCACAUGAAGAAGGAAUGAUUGUCCAUCUUCAAGCUUUAUUGGGUAACAAAUGGGCAGCCAUAGCAUCAUAUCUUCCACAAAGGACAGACAAUGACAUAAAGAACUAUUGGAACACUCAUCUAAAGAAAAAGCUCAAGAAAUUCCAAACAGGUUUGGAUUCACAUUUGAGUUCUCCUCCAGAAGAUUCUAACACUUGUGAUCAUUUCUCAUGGAAUUUCAUAAGUGACAAUAAUAAGCAAGGCUCAAAGUUAUUACUACAACAAAACCACAACUCUCCAAAUUCUUCCUCUUCCUUGUAUGCUUCAAGUACUGAGAAUAUUUCAAGACUUUUAGAAGGUUGGAUGAGAUCUUCUCCACAUCCUUCUACAAAAGUUGAUGAAAUGACCUUGCAUGAAAAUAAACAUAACCAAGAUGAUCAAGACCUAUUUAAAUGCCGUGAAACUUCUCUGGUUAAGGAUGAAGGAAUUAGCAACAGUACUAAAACAAUUCCAAGAGAAUACAAGUCUGUUAUUUCAGCUUGUGAAAGCAGUGGAGUUGCUGAAAAGACAAUGAAUACUAAUACUCCUCCUCCAUUCACAUAUCUUGAAAAGUGGUUGCUAGAAGAAAAUGCUGGUCAAGUUGAAGAACUUAUGGAACUUCCUAUGAUAUUCACUUAAUAAUAUUUUCUCUUUUGUAACUUAA
Messenger RNA from Nicotiana attenuata, 918 nucleotides. RefSeq names its product transcription factor MYB30-like. Bases 24 to 893 code for a protein of 289 amino acids. Gene Ontology annotation, biological process: response to auxin. NCBI's taxonomy places the organism in Eukaryota, Viridiplantae, Streptophyta, Magnoliopsida, Solanales, Solanaceae. The record is from RefSeq and is a predicted model, not a curated record. The transcript is spliced from 3 exons.